Aspergillus chevalieri is the source of this 516-nucleotide messenger RNA. RefSeq lists its product as uncharacterized. The transcript has a single exon. The record is from RefSeq and is a predicted model, not a curated record. The coding region runs from base 1 to 516 and encodes 171 amino acids. Gene Ontology annotation, molecular function: protein dimerization activity. NCBI's taxonomy places the organism in Eukaryota, Fungi, Ascomycota, Eurotiomycetes, Eurotiales, Aspergillaceae.
AUGGCCCGUGAUUUCCUUGCAGUUCCAGCGAGUGGUGUUGGUGUCGAGAAUCUGUUCAGUACUGCUCGGGAUGUUUGCCACUAUCGCCGUAACCGCCUCGCACCCGAAACAAUUGAAGCAAUUAUGAUCCAAAUGUCUGCUGACCGCUUUGAACUGAAACGGGAAUACAUAUCUGUUGAAGAUGGUGACAAUGAUGAGCAGAACGAUGUGGGAUAUGUGGAUUUCAAUGUUGAAUUGGAUGUCAACUAUAUCAGUGAUGAAGAGGAUCUAGGUGGAUUUGAGGAUGAUGAUAGAGAUCGCUGGGCUGAUGACGAUGAGGAAGAUGGACUCAGUCUACCUCCACUGCAGUCUUACCAGCGACCGUCUGCCAUCCAUUCACCAUCCAUGAACGCAGAAGCUCAUUCUACGACAAGCCAGUCGGAGGUUAUAAACCCACAUCCUCAAUCUGCAACAACCCGGCCACGUCGUGUUAUCCAUGAACCUGGAUAUUUUCAGCGCCUUGAGAACGGUAAAUAG